CCCCCUUUUGUUCCAGCCAGGUUUCUUCCGCAGGCCGCCCUGGAAUUGCAUGGAUCCAGAUAUGAGCAUAGCAUAAGCAGGAGGCCAUCCCACCACAAAACACGGACGUCCUCUACAUGACUUUUUGUUUCAGGGUGUUCAAGCGUCGUUGAGUCUGGCGUCGGCCAAGUCGGUUUUUCUUCUCUACACUCGCUCAUUUGCAUCUUCGUUGUCCUCACUCGCCACCAGCAUUGCUUUUCCGACGGUCCCUUUCGCCCCUCGAAGAUCCAAUUCCCACAGCAGCAUGCCUACAACAGAGCGGUUGAUGCGCACGUAAGAUUGUCAAAGGAAGCGAAAUAUUGCUGGAAAACACACAAUGAAGCAGCCACAAGCCGCUCGGCCGGCGCAUAUGGCAACGACCACAUUGAAAGUGGACGGCAUGACCUGCGGCGCCUGCACAUCGGCAAUUGAGUCAGGCUUCAAAGGCGUGGAUGGAGUCGGAGCGGUGUCUGUAAGCUUGAUGAUGGGACGCGCGGUGAUACAUCAUGAUCCCACGAAGAUCCCGCCGGAGAAGCUCGUUGAAAUGGUCGAAGAUCGCGGCUUCGACGCCCAAGUGCUUACGACGGACAUGCCGGAACCGGUGGCGCUGGCCUCACAACAGGGUGCACUGAGUUCGACAGCCGCGUCGAUCCCCAAAAUGACUACAACAACCAUAUCAAUAAAAGGAAUGACUUGCGGCGCGUGUACUUCCGCCGUGGAGGCUGGUUUCCAGGAUGUGGCAGGUGUCAAGAGCAUGAGCGUAUCAUUACUUGCUGAGCGUGCGAUUGUGCAACACGAUGCGGACAUCAUCAGUGCUGAAGCUCUGGCUGAAAUAAUCGAAGAUAGGGGGUUUGACGCUGCGGUGCUGGAAUCUAAGAAGCAGGAGGACCUCAAGCUCACCAUCCCAGACACGACCGGCAAUAGCAUUGGAAACAGUACUUGGACGACGACCGUCGCAAUCGAGGGCAUGACCUGUGGAGCUUGUACUUCAUCCGUGGAAGGCGCUUUCAAAGACGUCCCAGGCUUGGUGCGGUUCAACAUAAGCCUGCUGGCGGAACGCGCUGUUAUUUCACAUGAUCCUAUUGCUCUGCCAUCGGAAAAAAUCGUUGAACUUAUCGAAGACGCUGGCUUCGAUGCGAAGAUUAUAUCUUCACAAGCAGAGACUGCCCUGCACGGAUCUCCAGUGGCGUCGCAACAGCUACGAAUCUAUGGCCUUUCCGAUGGCAAGGCCGCCACGGACCUGGAGAACGAAUUGAGAUCGAACCCCGGCAUCAAGAAUGCUGUCAUCAGCUUAUCCACCUCCCGCGCCACUGUCACCUACGACCCUGCCAUGAUCGGUCUCAGAAACAUUGUUAGCAUUAUCGAAGCGGCCGGUUUCAAUGCCCUGGUGGCGGACUCCGAGGACAACAACGCUCAACUAGAGUCUUUGGCCAAGACCAAAGAAAUCCAGGAGUGGAAGCGUGCAUUCUUUACUUCUUUGGGCUUCGCCAUUCCCGUGUUCGUGAUCAGCAUGAUUCUGCCCAUGUUUCUACCGUCGUUGGACUUUGGGCGUUGGCAAAUUAUACCCGGUCUGUUCUUGGGCGAUGUUAUCUGCUGCGCAUUGACCGUACCUGUGCAAUUCGGCAUCGGCAAACGCUUUUACAGAUCAGCGUACAAGAGUUUGAAACACAAGUCCCCUACAAUGGACGUUCUGGUUGUUCUCGGUACCUCGGCGGCGUUCUUUUUCAGUUGUUUUGCCGUCAUCGUCGCGGUUCUGAUUCCACCUCACAACAAACCGGGGACAGUGUUCGAUACGAGCACCAUGUUGAUCACAUUCAUCACUCUAGGACGAUGGUUGGAAAACCGUGCCAAAGGACAAACAUCCAAGGCGUUGUCGAAUCUGAUGUCUCUCGCACCCAGCAUGGCGACAAUCUACGAGGACCCAUUGUACGCUGAGAAGCUGGCAGAUGCCUGGACGGUGCCAGAGACUCCGGUCAAUGAGAAGACCCCUUCGAUCUCUUCGAGACAUAACAGUCUGUCAGCACCAUCAGGGCCAUCUGCAGUCGAGAAAGUCAUUCCCACCGAGCUGAUUGAAGUUGGAGACGUGGUCAUUCUCCGUCCCGGCGAUAAGGUUCCAGCUGAUGGGAUUGUCACUCGAGGGCAAAGCUACGUCGACGAAAGCAUGGUAACCGGAGAACCCAUUCCAAUUUUCAAGAAAAAGGGAAGCGCUCUGAUUGCUGGUACGGUUAAUGGUGCUGGCAAGCUCGAUUUCAAAGUCACGCGUGCUGGUAAAGAUACACAGCUGAGUCAGAUUGUGAACCUGGUCCAGGAAGCGCAAACUAGUCGAGCUCCUAUCCAGCGUAUGGCGGAUUUGGUUGCCGGAUAUUUCGUCCCUGUUAUUAUUCUGCUCGGUCUCACCACCUUUAUUGGCUGGAUGGUGCUCAGUCAUACUUUGCCAAAUCCUCCCAAGAUCUUUAUCGACAGGCAAAGCGGAGGAAAGUUCAUGGUCUGUCUGAAACUUUGCAUUUCGGUUAUUGUAUUCGCCUGCCCCUGCGCACUUGGGUUGGCAACCCCCACAGCAGUCAUGGUCGGGACAGGCACUGCAUCGCAGCAGGGGAUUCUUGUCAAGGGAGGAGCUGCGCUCGAAGCAGCCACCCGUAUCACUCAUAUUGUCCUCGACAAGACUGGAACGUUGACAUUCGGCAGACUGCAGGUUGCUGAUACACAUAUUGGAGCUCUCUGGGCCUCCAGUGAGGGGAAGACCAAGCUAUGGUGGACUCUUCUUGGGCUUGCCGAGGCAGGUUCCGAACACCCUAUCGCUAGAUCCGUGGUGAACGCAGCGAAGCAACGAUUAGACCUUGAUACCGAAGACCCUUUCCGGGGCCAGGUGGUGACGUUUGGGGUAACGGUAGGCCAAGGCGUGUCGGCUCUGAUUGAGGCCGAGGACCCAGAUUCCCCAGACAACCAACAAGCCAAAUACAAAGUGUAUGUUGGCAACGCCAAGUUCUUGCGCGGGAAGCAGAUCGAAAUUCCCGCCGAUGUCGAGGCUGAGGCUGCGGGCACCACAUCAACGAGUUCGGGUGCAACCAAACGACAACCCAAAACCGGUCUCACCGUCGUCUACGUUGCGAUCAAUAACGAGUAUGCUGGCACCUUGGACCUCUCGGAUACCCUGAAACCUACCGCUCCAGCUGCCAUUGCCGCACUGCACAAGAUGGGCAUCAGCACAUCGCUCGUGACUGGUGACACGUACAAUACGGCACUCAGCAUCGCCUCGCUCGUGGGCAUUCCAACGGACUCAAUCCGAGCCUCAGUGUCCCCUGGAGACAAACAGUCGAUUGUGGCGGAGCUCCAAGCCCAAGGUGAGGUCGUUGCCAUGGUGGGUGACGGAAUCAACGACUCUCCGGCUCUGGCGACGGCCAACAUCGGUAUCGGGCUGGUAUCCGGGAGCGACAUUGCCGUCGAGGCGGCCGACAUUGUCAUCAUGCGGUCUGACGACCUGCUCAACAUUCCUGCGGCGCUGCACCUAUGCCGAGUGAUCUUCCGCCGCAUCAAAAUGAACCUCAUUUGGGCGUGCGCGUAUAAUGUCAUUGGUCUGCCGUUCGCCAUGGGCAUCUUCUUGCCGUUUGGCUAUCACAUGCCCCCGUUGAUGAGUGCUACCGCCAUGAUGUUCAGCAGUAUCAGCGUCACAUUGUCAAGUCUUGCUUUGAGGUGGGCCAGACGUCCGAAGUGGUUGACGGUCGAUCAUCUAGAGAUGGAGGCGGGCAAGAUUGCGGUUCCUGCGCUGGGCCACAGGCGGAAACUGGGAUUCUUGGCUUCCCUUAGGGACCAAGUUUCGGCCUUGUUCGACGGCGCCCUCACCAAGAGGAGGGUGGUGGCCGACCGUGAGCGCGGAAGUUAUGUCCCCUUGCGCACUGUCGAGCCUGUAUAAGCGAGCUGAACUAUCAACAAUUUUUUCUUUUAUAUCGUUGUCGCUUUUGCCGUCGUUUAUGGUUGCCUUAUCAUUAUAUAUAUAGAUAAUGCGGAUCAAUAUAUUGGAUCAGGAUAACGGCCAGAAUCGCCCUUUACUUUUCCCUAGUGUCAGCUCAUUCUACGGUUUGCAGCGGAAUAGCCUUAGUCCAGUGCCGGACGGGUCGCCUCGUUGCCUUGGCCGCUGGACAAUUUUUUGCAAUUAACAUUGUCCCAC
This is a messenger RNA of Exophiala dermatitidis NIH/UT8656, 4183 nucleotides long. Its product is annotated as Cu2+-exporting ATPase. The record is from RefSeq and is a predicted model, not a curated record. Gene Ontology annotation, biological process: copper ion homeostasis; monoatomic cation transport. Gene Ontology annotation, molecular function: ATP binding; ATP hydrolysis activity; P-type divalent copper transporter activity. Gene Ontology annotation, cellular component: membrane. The transcript has a single exon. The coding region runs from base 356 to 3928 and encodes 1190 amino acids. NCBI's taxonomy places the organism in Eukaryota, Fungi, Ascomycota, Eurotiomycetes, Chaetothyriales, Herpotrichiellaceae.